AUGGCUAGGAGCAGCAGGAACAUUGUUACUAUAGCUGCUAGUCAUGCAGAUUUACUGCUUCCAAAUGCUGGUGGUCUUUUCCUUUUCUGCAUGAUCUUAAUGUCCUUCUCUGUAAUAUCAGUUGUCAUAUUUUCUUGCGGUAAGUCGUCAAGCAGGAAGAAGAAUAGUGGUGCGUCUUAUUAUUCUGGUGCUGCUGGAGAUGCAACAGGUUGCGGAGGACAUGGCCACCACGGUCAUGGGGGCGGAGGAGAUGGCCAUGGGGGGCAUGGUGGAGGCGACCAUGGGGGCGGGGGUGGAGGUUGUGGUGGGGGCGGAGGUUGUGGCUCUAGUACUACAUGA
Molecule: messenger RNA, 339 nt
Organism: Malus domestica (apple)
Lineage: Eukaryota; Viridiplantae; Streptophyta; Magnoliopsida; Rosales; Rosaceae
Source: RefSeq, a predicted model, not a curated record